GAGGCUUCUUUGGUAGUCGUGCCUCUCGAGGCUGUUCCUCUCCUCUCACGGAUCCUCCCUCCCCGCCGCUCAACGCCGACGAUCUGUCCACCGUCGCCGUCUCUCCGUAAUCCUUCGUGAGAUGUGAUAUAUACUGUGGGAUGGUGAAGCACAUAGUUAUUAUAGUUGCGGGGUGGCAAUCUUAAUCGUGGAAGGAGAUAGAUGUUCCGUAAGAACGACUCGGCCCUAUCCUGCUUCUAUCUCUACCUGCUCUGGCUAUUCUUCCUGAAAUAGCAAGGAAUCCAAACCCUAAGCUUGGGAGAGUGUGCGAAUACGGAUCUGAUCGUGAAAGGUUGUCUUUCUCAAAAUGUUCGACCUCAACCUGGCGUCUUCCGGCGAGUCGACGGCUCUCGAAGAUAAGCUUGUCCCCGAGAGUUCUGGCGCCAGGCAGAUGGACGACUCCGGGAUUACGAAUUCGUCUGUCCUCAACACUGAGGGUUCUGUGGAUAUGGCCGAUGAAGAUUCUUGCUCGACCCUUCCUGCGAUGGCCUUCGAAUUCGGUAUCUUGAAAUGCUCUACCUCGGCAGAGGGAGAGAAUGAAGCCGAAGAGGGGAUUGGAGGGCAUGCGAGUGGUGUCCUGGAACAACCUGGACUCAUCACCAGGCAGCUCUUUCCGUCGGCAACGAUGCUGAUUCCGGACGGUUUCCAACUGCCGGUGGUGGCUUCGUCCCCGUCUUCAUCGAGGCUGCCUUGGAUGAAUCUUACGUUUUGCCAAACUGAUUCACAAUCAGAAUUGAGAAUUCUGCAGCAACAGCAGCAAAAGCAGGUGAAAAAGAGUCGCAGGGGGCCACGGUCCCGCAGCUCUCAGUACCGGGGAGUUACGUUCUACCGCAGGACAGGAAGAUGGGAGUCUCACAUCUGGGAUUGCGGGAAGCAAGUGUAUUUGGGAGGUUUUGACACUGCUCAUGCUGCCGCAAGGGCAUAUGACCGAGCUGCAAUCAAGUUUCGUGGUGUGGAUGCUGAUAUCAAUUUCAAUCUCAGCGACUAUGAGGAAGAUCUGAAACAGAUGAGGAAUCUAUCAAAAGAAGAAUUUGUGCAUAUACUUCGUCGCCAGAGUACUGGUUUUUCAAGAGGAAGCUCAAAAUACAGAGGAGUGACCCUUCACAAGUGUGGUCGCUGGGAAGCCCGCAUGGGGCAGUUCCUUGGCAAGAAGUACAUAUAUCUUGGGUUAUUCGACAGCGAAAUAGAAGCUGCAAGGGCUUAUGACAAGGCAGCAAUAAAGUAUAAUGGAAGGGAUGCUGUUACCAAUUUUGAGCCAAGUACCUAUGAAGGAGAACUACUUUUUGAGGGUGAUACUGAAGGUCAUGAUGUGGAUCUGAGUUUGAGGAUUUCUCAAUCUGUCGUCCAAGGUCCAAAGGGAUAUCAAAAUUCAUCAAAUAGCCAGUUUGAAGCUUCUGAUUGCAACAUAGCAAAGGAGAACGAGAGUGAGAAGAGGACCGCGGUUGGCUUGCAAGCUCUCCCAAUCUGGAAUUGGCCGACAAAUGGACAUUGUCCAUUUCCACUGUUCUCUUCUGCAGCAUCAUCAGGAUUCUCACCUACCACAGUGACAGCUGCUCUUCCUCCCCUGAAGCCACCACCUCCAACAACCCAUCAUGUUCAUUUCUCUCCCCGAGCUACAUCAAAUUACCGUUUCAUGAAUCCAAAUCAGUAACACUCCAACGAGGUGCCAAAAUGUUACACACAUGAACCAUCUUUAGGGCAGGGCAGGUCCCGGGGGGGGGGGGGGGGGGGCGGUAGCCAGUCGCAAAGAAGUAAUACUUGGUGAACCAUCGUGUGGUCUACCCCUGUAUCAUUUUAUCGUGUUCUUCAGGUUCUUUCCUCUUCACCGCGGAGCUAGAACAGUCGAACUUUAUUCUGGGCUUUCGGUCAUCCCUUCGUCUACAUGUACUGUUCAUGAUCCGCACUAGUAAGUUCUUCUGAAACCGUGAAAUGUGGUUCAAAAUCAUUUUGAC
Messenger RNA from Musa acuminata subsp. malaccensis (wild Malaysian banana), 1991 nucleotides. Its product is annotated as AP2-like ethylene-responsive transcription factor TOE3. The record is from RefSeq and is a predicted model, not a curated record. Gene Ontology annotation, molecular function: DNA-binding transcription factor activity; DNA binding. Gene Ontology annotation, biological process: regulation of DNA-templated transcription. Lineage: Eukaryota; Viridiplantae; Streptophyta; Magnoliopsida; Zingiberales; Musaceae.